CUGAGCUAGCAGCCAUGACAGACCCGAUGGAACGAAGAGAGAGGGAAGACGAGCAAAAGUUAGCAUGAAAGCUGAGAAUGAAGAGGGAGAAGAAGAGGAGGAGAGAGGAAGUGAAUAAGAUGACCGCAGCAGUGGCAAAGGUGCAGGAGUGUAGAGCGGAGGUGUUGGCCCAACCAGAUGAUAAGGCCAAGUGGGACAAAGUACUGGGCUAUYUAGAGGUGUUGAGCAAGGCCUGGAUGGAGGAGCGCCAGGCAAGCUGGAGUCAGGAUGUAGCGUUGAGUGCCAUGCGGUCCGGGUUCAGGGAUUUUGCGCGCAAAAUCGUCACCCACAUAGGGGGCGAAGUCAAACAGUUGAGGGACAAUGUAGGGAAGUUUUGUGAGGGCGCUAUUCAGGGUGCCAAAGUUGCAGCCACUGUAGAAGGAGAGGCUAGACCCCGUAAGGACCCAGUGAAACUUAAGUUCCCAGAUGCGUACGGGGGAAAGAAGGACGAGAACUUUGAUAACUGGGAGGCCAGUGUCAAUAGUUACAUUUAUUUACAGCAUAUCCUGAUAGAGGAGCAAGUCCUCGUGGCCUUCCAGGCCCUGAAAGAUGAAGCGGCUAGCUUUGCCAGGUCUCUUGCGCGUACAGCCGAUCCGUCUUUGCCGUUUGUCGUCACCACUAACGCGAGUCAGUAUGGGAUAGGCGCUGUGUUGCAGCAAGACGACGGCAAUGGCUAUAGACCCGUAGAGUUCAUGUCAGCGAGGAUGCCCUGUGAAAAGGUUGCUGCCUCCACGUACGAAAGAGAACUCUACGCCCUCAGGCAGGCUUUAGACCAUUGGAAGCACUACCUGCUUGGGAGGCACUUCAAAGUCUACUCGAACCAUGAAACACUUAGAUGGUUGAAGACCCAGGCCAAGAUGACACCGAAGUUGACUAGGUGGGCCGCAGAGAUAGACCAAUUCGACUUUGAGCUCAAGCCAGUGAAGGGCAAGUACAGUGUAGUGGUGGAUGCUCUAAGUAGGAGAUCACACUACUUUGGAGCCGUAGUACAUUAUCUGGAUAUAGGGAGAGACCUGCAGGAGAAAGUGAAACAAGCGUAUACGCAGGACCCUAUCUAUAGCGACCUCCUAAAGAGAGUUAGAGAGGCCCCAGAGACCGAACCAGAUUACCGCACUACAGACGGGUUGCUGUUUGAGAAGACUAAUGUGUUUGACCGUCUGUGCGUUCCCAACAGCGAAGAGAUUCGUAGUCUGAUUCUAGGGGAAUGUCACGAUACUGAGGGACACUUCGGUUGGCAAAAGACGUUAGCCAAUUUGAUGCGUGCGUACACAUGGCCAGGGAUGAAGAACGACUGCAUAGAGUAUGUCCGCAGUUGUAAAGGAUGUCAACGAAACAAAUCUACUACACGCGCGCCCCUAGGUCUUCUCAGACCCUUGCCUAUUCCGGAUCAGCGGGGAGACUCAGUGUCCAUAGACUUCAUGGACACGCAAGUCAAGAGUAGACAUGGUGAGAGCCAAGUCAUGGUCAUAGUCGACCGUUUUAGUAAAUAUGCAGUUUCCGUCCCUUUGCCUACAGAGGCACGUACAGACUUAGUUAUACAGAAGUUUUUUGACUUUUGGGUUAGUGAGAAUGGAAUCCCAAUGUCAAUAGUUAGUGAUAGAGACAGUCGUUUCACCAGCCAGAACUGGCAAGAACUCGUGAGAGUCUACGGAUCUAAGUUGUUAAUGUCGUCCGGCCGUCACCCAGAGACUAACGGUCAGACAGAACAGAUGAACAAGAUCCUACAGCAAGUUCUGCGCAUGUAUAUUAGACCAGAUCAGAUCAAUCGGGAUGAGAUGUUGCCCAAGGUCGCUAGUGCAUACAACAACAACGUGCAUCUAUCCACCUGCCGCACUCCCAAUGAGUUGCACAAGUCCUUUAGACCGCGCAGACCGUUCGAAGGACUGAACCGGGAUCAGAUUCACAGAUUACCUUCCGGCACCAGGGAGUUUGCGAUACAGCACGAGAAAGAACUAGCAACUGUUGUUGAAAACCUCAGGAAGGCCCAGCAUAAGAUGAUAGAACAAGCUAAUAAGCACCGCCACCCGUCGCAGUUUCAGGUAGGCGACUUAGUCUGGGUCAAGGCAAAGGAGUUUGCACUGGAAGAAAACAUCUCGCAGAAGUUACUGCCUGCAUAUAGAGGACCGUGGCCGGUUCUAGAAGUCAAGGGCGGAGAGGAUGGACCGUCCAACAGCAUUGAGAUUCCAGCACACCUCCACACAUACCCUGUGUUUCAUGCUUCAAAGCUGCUGCCGUGUGUCACUAGUCAACAGUUCCCUUCCAGGAGAUCCAUGAUUCCACCGGAUAUGGAUGGGAGCUAUGACAUAGAGGGCAUUGUAGAAGAGGAUGUGUUUAGGACAGGAGGUAGAGGUCGUCCCCAAAAACAGUAUGAAGUCCGGUUUGCCUAUCAGGAACCGGAAGACGACCGCUGGUUCACGAAAGCAGAACUUCUAGAGACUGCUCCCGACAUCGUCAGAGCCUAUGAGCGUGACAAGAAAGGUAAAGGUCCCGCCUUGGACUGAAAUUUUCUCGGAGGACCUCGAAAUUAGGACGGCGGGAGUGAAACGGUUUUCACCUUUUAGCAGUGGCGGAUGCA
This is a messenger RNA of Chara braunii, 2614 nucleotides long. NCBI's taxonomy places the organism in Eukaryota, Viridiplantae, Streptophyta, Charophyceae, Charales, Characeae. The record is from the annotation of a GenBank genome assembly.